ACCAGCACCAGCGUGUUUUCAAAUGUGAAAGGAUUAAAAUAAAUAUAGUAUUCUUAAAUGUGAAUUAAGGUUUAAUUAUCAGGAAAUUGCUUGCAACAACAAAAUGCAGUUAUCUGAAAUAGAUAACGUGAAAAUAUACAAUCUCAGCGUUGGAAAAUCCCUACCUGAUUGGCUGACAGAGAGAAAAAAGCGUGCUCUACUCAAGAAAAAUGUUGACCUCAGGCGAAAAAUUGAGCUUAUUCAAGAGUUUGAUAUGCCAGGAGUAAGCACCACUAUUCGAGUUUCCAAAGAUGGACAAUAUAUAAUGGCCACCGGCAUUUACAAACCAAGAAUAAAAUGCUAUGACGUUAAUAAUUUGUCCUUAAAGUUUGAAAGAUGUCUUGAUUCGGAAGUUGUAACAUUUGAAAUAUUAAGUGAAGAUUAUUCAAAGAUAGUAUUCUUACAAUGUGAUCGGUAUGUGGAGUUUCAUGUAGGGCAUGGUCGACAUUAUCGACUGAGAGUACCACGAUUUGGAAGAGACAUAGCUUACCAUCGGCCAUCAUGUGAUUUAUUUGUUGUUGGUGCAUCAUCAGAAGUAUAUAGAUUGAAUUUGGAAAUAGGUCAAUUUCUGGCUCCAUAUGUAACAAAGGCAAAUGAAAUAAAUUGCUGUGCAGUUAAUGAGGAACAUGGGUUAUUAAUGCUUGGCACAGAAUCUGGUCAUGUGGAAGCAUGGGACCCUCGCACUAAAUCAAGACAGGGAAUAUUAGAUUGUGCCAUGCAUUGUACUGAUUCAGAUUACAAAAAUGAUAAAUUGCCUGCCAUAACUGCUGCCAAGUUUGAUGGACCACUCAGAAUGGGUGUAGGUACAUCUACAGGACAUAUACUGUUGUAUGACAUAAGAUCAAGCAAGCCAGUGCUUGUAAAAGACCACAUGAAUGAAAUACCCAUAAAAACAUUAGAAUUUCAUAAAACAAUGAAUUAUGUGUAUUCUAUGGAUUCAACUGUUGUUAAAAUAUGGGAUAAAAAUACAGGCAAGCAGUACACAAGCAUAGAGUCAUCAGCUGAUUUCAAUGAUUUAUGUGUUAUUCCUAACACUGGCUUAAACUUAAUGGCUGUUGAAGACCAAAAAAUGCAAAUAUAUUAUAUUCCAUCAUUAGGACCGGCACCAAGGUGGUGUGCUUUCUUGGAUAACUUGACAGAAGAAUUAGAAAGCUCUGCAUCACAAACAGUUUAUGAUGACUACAAAUUCAUUACUAAACAAGAGCUGGAAUCCUUAGGCCUUGAUCACUUAUUGGGUACAAAUCUACUACGAGCAUACAUGCAUGGAUACUUUGUCGAUGUGCGUUUAUACAAGAGGGCGAAAUCAAUUGCGGAUCCAUUUGCAUUUGAACAAUAUAAGAAACGCAAGAUCAGAGAAAAGAUUGAGCAAGAGAGACCAUCUAGACUCAAGGUCGAAGACAACUUGCCGAAAGUUAACAGAGAUUUGGCAUCCAAACUUAUGGAUGAUGGUGGAAAGAAGAAGAAACACACUACUAAUCUACUCAAAGAUGAUCGAUUUAAGGCUCUGUUCGAAAAUCCCGACUUUGAGGUGGAUCGGGAAGCUGAAGAAUAUCGCCUACUCAACCCUGUUUUAUCUAGGCUCGAUAAAAACAAAGAUAAGAAAACGGAAACUGAAACUUCUAUGCAGGUCGAAGAAACUGAAGAAAAGGAUUCGGAUAUGGAACUGUAUGAUACUAGUGACGGCGACAGUUCAGAUGAAGAUCGAACGUGGGUUAAAGAAGUGAAAAAGCAGCACAAAAUCAUUAGAAAUAAAUCACGACAAGAAGAAGACUCUCAACCCAACGAGGAUCAGGUUUUCGAAUCUAAUAAUGGUCCUAGAACUACAAAUAUUAUUAAAAGCAUAACACGGGUUAGCAAAGCUAGUUUAGGAGACCGAUUAGCUAAAGAAAACUUUUCCACAAUGGUUACAACUGCUGGAGGAAAUCGUGAAAUGAAGUUUAGUAUGAGAGGGAAGAAAUCAGAAACACAAAAUCAUAAACAAAUGAAGAAACAUCAUCAGGAGCGAAAACAAUUUGUCAGAAGAACAGGAUUUUUAAUGAAAAGGAAACUUCCAAAAUAGUUAUAAUUUUAUUUUUCAUACAAAUAAACAAUAGACUAAGUUAAUUA
This is a messenger RNA of Spodoptera exigua (beet armyworm), 2145 nucleotides long. NCBI's taxonomy places the organism in Eukaryota, Metazoa, Arthropoda, Insecta, Lepidoptera, Noctuidae. The record is from the annotation of a GenBank genome assembly.